AUGCAACUCCGUAACUAUGACACCGAGAGUAUUUAUCGUGUCAAAGAACUUUAUACCGAACGAGCUCACCUUCGUUCACAAGUGGAACAACUGAACGAAGAACGCGAUCGUGUCAAUAAACUUAUUCGCACAGCCUCCUCGAAAGCUGAGCGCUCGAACUACAUAACACAAGCAAAAGAAUGGAAAGAUCAAAUUCGUCAAAUCGAAGAAAAUCUUACACGUAUCGAAAACGAACUGAUAACCCAAGCACUUCAAGUGCCCAACAAUACCCACCCGGACGUACCUUUGGGAGCCGAGGAAAAUGCCAAGGUUAUUAAAAUCAUUGGUGACAAGCGUACUUCAACUGCACCGCUUUUGGAUCAUGUUGCUAUUGCCAAUCAAUUGGAUAUGGUAGAUUUUGAACAAGCUUCUUUCAUUUCAGGCUCAAAAUUUUAUUACUUGAAAAACUAUGGUGUCUGGCUAGAGUUUGCUUUAAUUCAGUAUGCCAUGCAAAAAGCUGCAGCCAAAGGCUUUUCGCCUGUCUUGGCCCCCGAUAUUGUACGUACAUCUGUUGCCUAUGGCUGUGGAUUCCAGCCCCGUAAAAAAGAAGCCUCUCAGAUCUACGACGUAACCACAGCUAGUAUGGCGGAUACACCAUCAGCGCCAAAGAUGUGUUUAGUUGGAACAGCUGAAAUUCCUUUAGCAGGUUUAUCGGCACGCACUCUUCUUAAUGAGGAGGAACUCCCAAAACGGAUCGUUGGGUUUAGUCAUGCAUUUAGAGCAGAGGCAGGACAUGGAUCAGCAGAAGAAAGAGGGCUUUAUCGUGUCCACCAAUUUUCCAAGGUGGAGCUAUUUGUCGUCACGACACCGGAGCAAAGUGAAGCGAUGUUGGAUGAAAUGAAGGCGUUGCAGGAAGAAAUGUUUACAGACUUGGGUCUUUGUUUUAGAAUACUGGAUAUGCCCACAGAAGAACUAGGUGCGAGCGCAUAUAGAAAAUACGAUAUGGAGGCCUGGAUGCCAGGGAAAAAUGGAUGGGGAGAGAUAUCAUCGACUUCUAAUUGCACGGAUUAUCAAACACGCCGGUUAGACAUUCGAUACUUAUCAAAAAGAUUUAAGGAAGAGGUUGGCAUAAAGGAUGUACGUGUACCUUGGAGCAUUAAAGAAAAGUAUGUGCAUUAUUGCCAUACAUUGAACGGGACCGCCAUGGCGGUGCCGCGAAUCAUUAUAGCACUUUUAGAAACACAUCAGAAUUCUGACGGCACCGUCAAUAUUCCAGAACCGCUUCGAAAAUGGAUUCCUGGUGAACCUAAAAUUAUAAAAUAA
Mycotypha africana is the source of this 1302-nucleotide messenger RNA. Its product is annotated as seryl-tRNA synthetase. The record is from RefSeq and is a predicted model, not a curated record. Lineage: Eukaryota; Fungi; Mucoromycota; Mucoromycetes; Mucorales; Mycotyphaceae. Gene Ontology annotation, biological process: mitochondrial seryl-tRNA aminoacylation. Gene Ontology annotation, cellular component: mitochondrion. The coding region runs from base 1 to 1302 and encodes 433 amino acids. The transcript has 2 exons. Gene Ontology annotation, molecular function: serine-tRNA ligase activity; tRNA binding; ATP binding.